Messenger RNA from Cutaneotrichosporon oleaginosum, 1857 nucleotides. RefSeq lists its product as uncharacterized. NCBI's taxonomy places the organism in Eukaryota, Fungi, Basidiomycota, Tremellomycetes, Trichosporonales, Trichosporonaceae. The record is from RefSeq and is a predicted model, not a curated record.
CUAAGCCAUCUCCAUGCCCUUGCUCGCUACUGAUCCAUGCGCGCAUGCUGUUGAGAGCAGCAAUGCGCCCCGGGAAUUAUCCGCUGUUUAUUUCCGAGAAUUAAUCCGAGUGGCGAGCAGGUCGACGUUUAUCGCUGUGGGUUGAUUCCUUUCCCAGCCACGCCAGCCACGAGUCACCACGACCCAGCAGCAACAGCAUGGACGGCGAUGCCUCGACUGCUGUCUCUCCCUCUCCAUCCCAAUCCACCCCGCUCCCUCACUUCGCCGCGUCAACACCAGGCCCAUCUGCGCCGCACACGCCCCAUGGGCCCCCUUCACCGGUGAAGGACGUCAAGCCGGAGUUGGACCGCCAGCCCGAACCCUCUCACGGCGCGGGGUGCCAUGUGUCAGUAGAAGCUGGGCCGAGCUUGCGCCGCAAGCGCAAGAUUGAGGCUACCCGGUACACGCCUGCCGAGGCCGCCGAGAUAGAGGCGCGCGCCGCUGCAAUCGAUUAUGCCGUUGCGCUCGACCAGCAUGACACACUUUACGCCGACCAGACGCGCUUCGCAGGCUUUGAAGACGUCGUCGACCGCCUUCUGCCGUGGCACGUUUGGCAGGUACCCGAAGAGGAGCUCGUCCUCCCCUCCGAAGAGCGGGCGAAGGAACAAUUGACGUCGGCCAGCGGACAAGUAGCCAAUCUCAUCGACCUGCGCCGACGCUUCGCUAAAGUCCGUCGACGAGAGGGCACUCAUCCCUCAGACCUUCCCUCACUGAUCUAUAUGCUGCGAGAGAGCACGGCCGAUGUGCGCGAUGAGCUUGCCGCCGUGCAGGCCUCUCUGAGGGUUGCGAAGGGCAAACACGAAGUGCAGCUCGCCGAGGAGCGCCGUGUGCGCGAGGCAGCCGCCCACAAGGAGCGCAUGCGGCUGGACGAUAUCGAGCGACAGCGCCGGGCGCAAUUUCUGGCGCAGGCGCAGGCGCUGGCGAGACAGCAGGCGGCGCAUCAUGUGGCGCAGGGCCAGGCGCUUCCUUUGGCUCCAACUUUGGCGUCACCGGCCGCAGCGCCCAACUCCGUGUCACCCGCUGCCUUACCGCGCCCUCCGGUCCCAGUAACUGGCAGUGCGUCGUUCACUCCUGCCUUCCCCAUCGCCAGUUCCAGCACGCCCGCGGUCUUCGACGCGCCAGGAACGCCAGCCGCGGACUCAGGCUCCGGUAUCGCUGCCGCCGUCCGUGGUCGCCCCCGUGGCCGACCCCGCGGCUCUGGUCGUGGCGGUACGCGUCCACCCACGACCACCCACAUUAAGGCCCCAGCGGCGAAGAAGACGACGUCUCCUGUGCAGAUCACGGUCGCAAUGAGUCUUAUCCCGGCCUUUGUGUCUGCAGCGCUUCUCAUCCUUCCAAACCCGCAGAAUCUCAAGGCGCCAGCGACCAUCAUCCGCACGUCGGACGACAAGAAGAAUGUCACUCUGUCGAUCGACCUUGGCACCUGCACGCAGCCGCAACUGCAGACGCUUGCACGACUCCUUAAUGUCCAGGCGAAGCUACCCGGGGCGAAUGCUUCAGGCUCGAGCACCCCCAAUGGAACUUCAGCGCCAGCAUCGCCAGCGCGCACCUCUUCAUCCACUGCGGCACAGUCCGCGGGUACAUCCGCGCCUACCACUCACUCGAUGGCAUCCUCGGCCGCACCCUCCGCCGUUGCUUCUGCAUCUGCUUCACCCGCGCCUGCACCUCCCACCACGCAGUCGUCCAAGUGAUCGCCGCCCAUCACUUACAGGUAUUGCACAAGUCAUGGCCUUUGUAUAUCUUCGAUACAUUGCCUGAGGCCUGUAGCAUUGUACAUCCAUGCAUUGACAUCAGCACUGGCUGAUCUGUAGCGCUAGA